Messenger RNA from Symbiodinium sp. CCMP2456, 2793 nucleotides. The record is from the annotation of a GenBank genome assembly. NCBI's taxonomy places the organism in Eukaryota, Dinophyceae, Suessiales, Symbiodiniaceae.
AUGGGAAAGAAGUCUUUGAAGCGACCAUCGGCCGCCAUCAACGAUAGCAUCCAUGCCCUCGAGGGUGCUGCUGACGACCCAGCUUUGGACUCAGCAAAGCGGUCCAAAGGGAAAGGUGAAAAAUGGGCCAAGUUGAAGUCCCGUGGUGCUUUGCCAGCUCACAUCGAGGAGUUCUACAACAAUGUUCCGGAUGGUGUGAAUCCCCGUGAGCACAAAACGGAUGUUAUCAAUCGUCUGUUCGUGCAAACCAGGGACGGCAAGUACGUGAUGAACACCAAUGAUAUCAUGUUUAAACAAAGCCUUGCUGUCUACAACAAGAAGUACAGCCGCGAGGAGGAGAUUGGUGUCGUGAAGAGUGUCUUCAUAGCCAAGCACUUCCAUGGCGACGAGAAAGCCUUCGACAGGGCUGUGGAGAAGGGCGAUGUAACAUGCAAGGAGCAUAAGGGCAAGGAGUUCUUUUCUUUCGAGCAGGUUGUGAUGGGCACCGAGGGCGGCACGAACGAGCAGCACGAAAUGGAGGGUUCGAAGAAGUUGUCUCGCACCGAGGCUUUUCAGCUCGAGGGCAUGAUGAGCAGGCUGAAGUGGAGUUGGAAAAAAGCCAUGACCGAUGAUUCCAUCGAGAACGGUGAAAUCUCCGAUGCCAUGAAGAAACUGCUUCGUGAUGCCCUGAACAGCCAGAACAAGCUCGCCUCUGAGUGUAACAAGAUGCUCACGAAAGAUUCCAAGGUGUUUCCUGCUGAGGAUGUUAAAGGACUUCGCCAAGCCCUGCAGGGCUGCCAGAACAAUUCCCUUGCCCUCAACCAGUUGAUCGACUUCAGCAUGCUCCCCAACGACGAGAAGCUGACCAAAGCAUCCUUGGACCACUUUUUGAAGGAAGUCGCUUCCAUGACCCAGAAACACAACCAGUUCGUGGAAAGCAUGAAGGGCAAGAUCAGGGUUGUGUUCGGCGAGACCGAGGAGGGAUUCACAGAGGGAUCUGAGUGCCGGGAGAGUGCAGCUGUGCAAGAAGCUGAGGAGCUGGAGCAUGGAUCCGAUAGAAGAAGUUUUCUGGUUGAUUAUCUUCUGAAGCAAUUCGCUUGGGGCGACAUAUCGGCACAGGAGGCCCAGAAAGUGGCCUCUAAGUCCCUAGAGGAUCUUCGAAGGCGGUGCCCGGAGGACAAGAUUCCGGAUGAUCUUGUUUUUUUGGCCGGCAUUGGCAAUUCAGGCCAAGAUCCUGAAAAUUCUUUUGCCCAACUUAUGGCGAAGCUCGAGCCCGGCAUCAAGCUCCCUCGGCCAAUGCAGGUACAGAUGAGGUUCAAGAUCGGCGAAGUCAGCCAGCAAAUAUUGUUACCACACGAAAUGUUUGCUUCCCUUUUCCGUUCGUAUGGGCCUGCAUUUCGAAAACAUAUAUUGCCUCGGCCAGAAGAGCUCAAACCUUUCUGGACCAAAGUCGCUGGACACCCUGCCCUCCAAGGCCACGAUGUCUUGUCCCGGGGAGAUCGCUUCACAAAAGCGAUACCUAUCGGAGUACACGGCGAUGAUUGCCCGGUUUCAGGCCUGGGAAAAUGUUGGGUGUCGAAGCUGUCCACCCUGAGCUGGUACUCCUUCAUGGGUAUGGCAUCCCGAACCCUUGAGAAGCUCCUAUGGAUAUAUUCCUGCCCUGAAAAGUAUCGCUUGAACCAGUCCGACGAGUACGAGCCUACUCUUGACACCUUUUUCAGGAUCCUGGCAUGGUCACUGACGUGGCUUUACCGAGGCCAAUGGCCGGAUACAGAUUUCAAUGGCGACAAGUACAGGAAUGGAAGUCCUGAACAGAAGCGGGCUCUGACCCCGCUUGCUGGAGGGUACUACUGUGUAUUGCUUGGAAUCAUAGGCGACUUGGACUGGUUUCAUGGAGUGCUGAAACUCCAGCACUACGGAAGCUCGAAGAACCCCUGCUGCUUGUGCAAGGCCCAGGCCAAGGGACCGCUGACUUAUACCAACUUUAAGAGUGAUGCACCCUGGCGGGCCACGAUCUGGAAGGCGAAAGAUUGGAUUGCGGAUCCGAGCCGAAGUCAAAACCCGAUUUUUCGGGUUCCCUCAACAUCUUGCCAUGUUGUGGCCAUGGACCUGAUGCAUGUCAAGUAUCUCGGGUGCGACAUGUACAUGCUGGGAAGUGUGAUAUGGCUUCUGUGCCAUUUGGUACUUCCGAAUGACCCAGCUGAAAACCUCCGGGUGGUUUGGCACAAACUGAAGGAGUGCUAUGUCAAGCUUGGUAUUCCAGCUAGUCAGCGGUUUCGUGGUCUUCUGAAGGCUUCUAUGUAUACCCGGAAAAAAGGCUAUCCGAAACUUCGAGGCAAGGCCUAUGAAGUCCGUCAUCUUAUACGACCAAUGUUGGACACAUGGCUUUUUUUCUGCAACUCUAGGCUGCAUGUCCAUCAGCAAAUCAGUCUGAUGCUGAAGCAAAAUGUUUUGAUGGAAUCGGUGCUUACAGACUACAAGGAGGCAUUACAGUUCCCUGCCAAGGCGGCCCAAGCUUUCCGGGAUGCCACCACGAACAUGCUACUUCUGCAUGCUGCUGUCGCGACCCAUUUCGCUCAUUCUGGGAUCCAAGUCUUUGAUCUCACGAGCAAAUUCCACCUACUCCAGCACAUUGCCGACUACAGCGAAUACAUAUCUCCACGAGUGGUGUGGUGCUUCUCUGGCGAAGAUCUUAUGAGGCAUACUCAAAAGCUGGCACAGUCUUCAAGCAGAGGUGUGGGUCCUUGCCGGGUCGUUGGGAAGAUGGCUCGGAAGUACAGGCUGGCCUUGCACCUGGAGUUCUCGGAGGGGUGA